Aureobasidium melanogenum CBS 110374 is the source of this 924-nucleotide messenger RNA. RefSeq names its product heme peroxidase. The record is from RefSeq and is a predicted model, not a curated record. Lineage: Eukaryota; Fungi; Ascomycota; Dothideomycetes; Dothideales; Saccotheciaceae. The transcript has 5 exons. Gene Ontology annotation, biological process: cellular response to oxidative stress; response to reactive oxygen species; hydrogen peroxide catabolic process. Bases 1 to 924 code for a protein of 307 amino acids. Gene Ontology annotation, molecular function: peroxidase activity; heme binding.
AUGUUCGGCAAGACUCUCGCUCUUCUCGCCUUGACGGCUCUCGCAGAAGCAUCUGGAGGAUGUCCCGCCAUCUGGUCGACCAUUGCAUCAGAUCUCUCUAAAUCUUUCAUUGGCUUCAAUGGAUGCACCGAUCUUGCGCGAGGUGCCAUUCGUUUCGCUUUCCAUGAUUCUGGAUCGUAUUCGUCAAAGACUCCUGCCUACCCCCCUGCCACUGGCGGCGCCGAUGGAUCUCUUCUUUUGAGCUCUGUAGAAGUCUUUCGAGACGAGAAUGCUGGCCUUCAGCAGUAUUACUUCUUCUUGCGCGGAAAGUACGACCAGUACAAGUCUCAAGUUGGUGCUGCAGACUUGGUCCAGUUCGCUGCGAGUGUGGCGAUUGUCAGCUGUCCUGGAGGUCCAAAAGUGCAGACUGUUGUCGGUCGCAAAGAUACAAGUACUGCAGCACCCGAUAAUUUGUUGCCAAAAGCUUUUGGUCCAGGCGCUGCUCAGCAAGUGUUGAUUCAGCUCUUCGAGGACAAGGGCAUCAGUCAGCCUGAGCUUGCUGCUUUGAUCGGUGCUCACACCGCGUCCAAGGCUGUAGCUCAGGAGCAAUACGGUGUUCCUUUCGAUGGACCCCAAGACUCUACCCCGGGCCAGUGGGACGUGACAUACUACUCCGAGACAGAUACCCGCUCCAAGGGCGUCUAUAGCUUCGAGUCCGACAUCAACCUCUCAAACCCCAAUGCAACCGUGGGUCAAGUAUUCCAGAGUUUCGUCAACAGUCAGAGCAAGUGGACUGCAGCCUUCGCACCUGCGAUGGCUCAUCUCAGCGUCCUUGGUAUCCCUGAGUCAGAUCAGGCCAACUUUAUCGACUGCACAAGCGCAGUACCAUCAGGAUUCAAUGCCAAACUUAUUCGCGCAGCUCCCAUCAACGAUAGAAUCAGAUAA